Dunckerocampus dactyliophorus (ringed pipefish) is the source of this 2357-nucleotide messenger RNA. RefSeq names its product guanine nucleotide binding protein-like 2 (nucleolar) (gene gnl2). Lineage: Eukaryota; Metazoa; Chordata; Actinopteri; Syngnathiformes; Syngnathidae. The record is from RefSeq and is a predicted model, not a curated record. Gene Ontology annotation, molecular function: GTP binding. Gene Ontology annotation, cellular component: nucleolus. The transcript is spliced from 16 exons. The coding region runs from base 147 to 2333 and encodes 728 amino acids.
CCGGCUCCCUUUUCCCGUGACACGUGUUAGUACAGUUUCGAGCUGAGGGGAGGACAACAGCGACUAAACUUUAUAUUUUGGACACAUUUAUAUGCUGCUUCUGUUUUUUAAAUAUCACUGAAGGGUUGGCCGUCUAAACAGUCAAGAUGGUGAAGCCUCAGUUUAAGGGAAAGAUGUCUAUUAAUCCCUCAGCCUCCAGCAGCAACCCGGAUCGGGUGAAAGGUGCUGGAGGCAGCAACAUGAGGGACCGAGCCACCAUCAAGCGUCUGAAUAUGUACAGACAAAAACAGAGAUGUAAUAACAGAGGAAAAGUCAUCAAACCUUUACAGUACCAGUCCACUGUGAGUCCCGGCACGGUGGCCCGAGUCGAACCGAAUAUCAAGUGGUUUACAAACACACGUGUCAUCAAGCAGACCUCCCUUCAGAAGUUCCAAGACGAGAUGAGUGCCGUGCAGAAAGAUCCGUAUCGUGUCGUGAUGCGACAAAGCAAACUACCCAUGUCUCUGCUGCAUGACCGAGUCAAAGCCCACAACUCUAAGGUGCACAUUUUAGACACUGAGGCUUUCGAGACCACAUUUGGGCCCAAAGCGCAGAGGAAGAGGCCCAGUCUGGUGGUCAGCGAUGUGAAGGACUUGUUGGCGCAGGCUGAAGCUUCUAGUAUGAGCUACAACGCAGACAAAGACAAAGACUUGGUGACAGAGGACACAGGGGUCCGGGACGCGGCCCGUGAGGAGAUCUUCAAAAAGGGUCAGUCCAAGAGGAUAUGGGGAGAACUUUACAAGGUGAUCGACUCAUCUGACGUCGUCAUCCAAGUCCUGGACGCCCGUGAUCCCAUGGGAACGCGCUCCCAGAACAUCGAGGCUUACAUCAAGAAGGAGAAGUCCUGGAAGCAUUUGAUCUUUGUCCUCAACAAGUGUGACCUCAUCCCCACAUGGGUGACUAAACGCUGGGUGGCAUUGUUGUCCCAGGAGUAUCCCACCCUGGCCUUCCACGCCAGCCUCACCAACUCUUUUGGUAAAGGCUCCCUCAUUCAGCUCCUCAGACAGUUUGGGAAGCUCCACACAGAUAAGAAACAAAUAAGCGUGGGCUUCAUAGGUUACCCCAAUGUGGGGAAGAGCUCGGUCAUCAACACGCUGCGCUCAAAGAAAGUCUGCAAUGUGGCACCCAUUGCUGGAGAAACAAAGGUAUGGCAGUACAUCACUUUAAUGAGGCGGAUCUUCCUCAUUGAUUGUCCAGGAGUCGUCUACCCCUCAGAAGACAGUGAAACAGAUAUCGUUCUCAAAGGCGUGGUUCAAGUGGAGAAGAUCAAGAACCCAGAGGAGCACAUUGGGGCGGUGUUGGAGCGGGCCAAGCCGGAAUACAUCCAGAAGACCUACCGCGUCCCCACGUGGACAUCCGCGGAGGAUUUCCUGGAGAAGUUGGCUUUCCGCACUGGCAAACUUUUGAAGGGAGGCGAACCAGAUCUCUCAACAGUGUCCAAAAUGGUGUUAAAUGAUUGGCAGAGGGGGCGUAUACCUUUCUUUGUGAAGCCCCCAGGUCCCCAAGGAGACCAGGAGGAACCGUUGCCAGUAGAAGGCCCCUCAGAGGCAGUAGACGGAAAGACAGAAAACACCGCCCUUGUCCCCGCUGUUCAAGACGAAGAGAAGCAGAAACAGAAGGAGCAGCUCGACAAGAUUGUCUCCAACGUGCAACAAAACUUCGGCAAGAUCAACGUCGCGCCCGAAUUCAACGAGGAAGACUUGGUUCCCGUGGAAAUGCCCGACCUAGACAUCUCCAACUUCUCCGGCUCGGAAACUGAAGAGGAAGAGGACAGUGAGGAAGAGGAGGGUGUAGAGAAGAAGGAGGAGGAGGAGGAAGGCGCCGGUGAACCAGCCGGCCAAGAGGUUCAGGUCGACGAGCCCGCCACGGCUCCCAGCAAGAGUUCCCGGCAGGUCAUUCGCGAGCUGGACGAGAAGAUUGCCAAGUACAAGCAGUUUCUGGACCGGGCCAAAACCAAGCGCUUCUCUGCGAUACGGAUACCGAAAUCUCUUUCUGACAAAGUGUUGACUGACAUCAAGACCAAGCGAGAAGCCUCCAAAAAGCAAGCACAGAAGAAAGCUGCACCCCAGAAAAACAGGAAGAGGAAAGCCGAAGAUGACGAACCUGCCCAGCCACCCAAACUUACAUCCAAAGAGAGAAGAGCGAUGGACCGCGCCAAGAAGUCCAAGAAAGUGGGCGUGCGCUAUUACGAGACACACAACGUUAAAAACAGGAAUAAGAACAAGAAAAAAGACGUUCAGUCGGCACCUUCAGAGGGCAGAAAGGCAAAAAGGUCCAAACUAACGCUAAAGUAGAGCAAUAAAUAUACAUCAAAAGAC